Messenger RNA from Camponotus floridanus (Florida carpenter ant), 658 nucleotides. RefSeq names its product troponin C (gene TpnC25D). Lineage: Eukaryota; Metazoa; Arthropoda; Insecta; Hymenoptera; Formicidae. Gene Ontology annotation, molecular function: calcium ion binding; enzyme regulator activity. The record is from RefSeq and is a predicted model, not a curated record. Bases 115 to 570 code for a protein of 151 amino acids. The transcript is spliced from 3 exons.
GGAGAGGAAGUCUUUAUACCGGGACGGAAGAAGCGAUUCUCUUCAAGUGUCGUUCGUCCGCCGCGUUCGUAGGUCACUCGGUUUCCCUAAUAAAAGGUCCCCUUACUAAUCGUCAUGGAGGAAGAUACUGAUCAAAAAGUGGCCGUGAUGCGUAAAGCAUUCCAAAUGUUUGAUACAACGAAAAGCGGUUUUAUCGAAACCAUGAAAAUCUCGACGAUAUUAAACACAAUGGGACAACUAUUCGACGAUGGUGAAUUAAAUUCUUUAAUCGAGGAAAAUGAUCCCGAGGGUUCUGGCAAAGUGAAUUUUGACGGUUUCUGUAAAAUCGCCGGUCGAUUCCUUGAAGAGGAAGACGCCGAGGCGAUGCAGGAGGAAUUGAAAGAGGCGUUUCGAUUGUACGAUCGUGAAGGUAACGGAUACAUUACUACGGCUACAUUGAAGGAGAUUUUGGCGGCGUUGGAUGAUAAACUUACCAGUUCUGACCUUGAUGGAAUAAUCGCAGAAAUUGAUACAGACGGCUCCGGUACGGUGGACUUUGACGAAUUUAUGGAGAUGAUGACUGGAGAAUGAUCGAUGUAUUAAAACGAUGAUGGAUUAUCCAAUUACUAUAAGAAGGCAUUAAACUUUCUUAAUAAAAUGAUAUUUUUCGCAAAAGAAA